AUGGAUUCACUGCAUUCUUUGAGCGCUGCUUUGAAAUGGCUGGAAAUCGCUGCGGAAGAUUUGUGGCGGCGAAAGACGUGGUGGGAGGGGGCUUGGGCUGCUGCUGGGCCUUUGUGGCGGGAGAUUGUGGAUGCUGAGGAUGUUUGGGGAGAGCAGGAUGAGAGGAAGUAUUCCGAAGUCACUGUGUCUCGGUGGCGAUGGUGGGCGGCGAGGUUGGAUGAACUUGCUGUGGGCAAUAUGAUCGAUGAUGAAUCAAAGUCGUUAGCAAGGGCUUCUGCAGAGACUAUCAGAAGUCUCGAACGGGAUUGGAUGGAAGCGAGCGAUGAGACCGAGAGUUGCGGGUAA
Molecule: messenger RNA, 345 nt
Organism: Aureobasidium musti
Lineage: Eukaryota; Fungi; Ascomycota; Dothideomycetes; Dothideales; Saccotheciaceae
Source: the annotation of a GenBank genome assembly